UUGAGUCCACACGCCGGUGGAUCCGCAAAGUGCAACAUGAACACAGCGGACUUUCUGAACUGAUAUUCUGAGCCUGGACUGGAUGUUUAAUUCAUAUUUUAAGAGGGUUUUAUAUGUUUUAAUCACAUUGUGAGGGCGGACUGAAUGUUUACUGAUAGUUUUAGGCAUAUUGUAAAGGUGGGUUGAAUGUUUCAGCAUUCAGUUGUAUUUUGAGGGAGGAGUUCGUUCGCCGUCCAGUAAACCAGGAAGUCUUAAAACAAGCCCCAGAUGAGGAAUGAGUUAGCCAUCAGUCAUGAAAAAGAGAAGGUCCUGUGUCCUCAAUGUUGUAAAACCCUCUAAAACUCCCAGGACAGAGGGAAAAACAUGUGUUCAGGAUGAGGAAGGGAUUGAUGAAGAGGAGGAAGCCCAGCAAGACCACCCGCUGUCUUCUUCGAGUGUUGGGGAUAUAGGUGUCAUAGAAAACAUUACUUUGAAGAACUUCAUGAGUCACCAUUUGCUUGGGCCGUUCAGUUUCGGACCAAAUGUCAAUUUCAUAGUUGGGAACAAUGGAAGUGGGAAAAGUGCCAUUCUGACAGCUCUUAUAGUGGGUCUGGGUGGAAAAGCAACCACAACCAACAGAGGAGCGUCUUUGAAAGACUUCGUGAAAUAUGGAGAGAGCGCUGCAGAUGUUAAAGUCAAAUUAAAGAACAGAGGGAAGGAGGCCUAUAAGAUUGAGACGUACGGAGACAGCAUCUGUAUCGAGCAUCACAUCACGAGUGACGGCUGCAGGACUUGUAAGAUAAAGAAUAAAUCAGGGUUGGUUAUCUCCACAAAAAAGGAGGAGUUAACUGCUAUACUGGACCAUUUUAACAUCCAGGUUGACAAUCCAGUGUCAAUUCUUAACCAGGAAAUGAGUAAACAAUUCCUGCAUUCAAAAAACGAGACGGACAAAUACAAGUUUUUCAUGAAAGCCACUCUUCUGGAGCAGAUGAAAAGGGACUACAUUCAUAUAAAACAGACCAAAGCUGUGACUCGUGAUCAGGUGGAACGACAGGAGGAGUGUCUUAAAGACCUCAGGCAGUUGUUCUUGCAAAAGAAAGAAAGGUACGAGUCUUUGUCAUCCUUUGACGACAUGAGACGGACCCUGGAGGACCUGAAGCAAAAGAUGGCGUGGUGCUUGGUGCGAGAGAUGGAAUGUCAAGUUGACCAGCUCAAGGAACAAAUCGAACGAGAAGAAUCUCAUUGCAAACAUGAAGAAAAGCUGGAGCUCUGUCAGAACAAAGUUGUGGCUUCCGAAAAGAAAUUGCAGGAAAUCCAACAGAAGAUUUCUAGAGCUACAGAAGAGCUGGAUGGUUUGACAGAAGAGAGUCGAACGUUAAAGGAAGAAAUUAAAGUAAAAUCUAAAGCACAGAAAAAUCAGGAGGUGAUUUACUUCCGUGCUGAGAAUAAAUUAAAGCAAUUAGAGAAGGAGCAAUGUCUGGUCCGGGAGAGAAUUCUCAAAAUAAAUCACAGCAGUGGAAGAAGUCAUGAGGCGGAGACAGCGCAGCGUCUGAAGAAAAUAUCUGCACUCAGAAAGCAACUGGAGAAGCUUGAGGCCGAGUCCGCCGUGUUAAAUCAAGAGAUUAAAGACAAACAGCAAGCGCUUCUCAAAGGAAGAGAGGAAUGUGACAAACUGAGCAUGGAAGAGAAGGACAUCCAGGUGUGUCUGGAGUCCAAAGUGAAGAGAAAGAAACAGCUCAUGGCCAGCAGGUCCAACAGGCUGAGACGAUUCGGUGACCACAUGCCAGAGCUGUUGGAGUCUAUUGACAGAGCUUUCGCUCAGGGCCGAUUCAUCAAGAAACCAGUGGGACCGAUAGGUGCAUGCAUCAGUCUGAAGGAUCCCAGUUUAGUCGUAGCUGUUGAGAGCUGCUUACGAAGUUUCAUGAAGACCUUUUGCUGUGACAAUUACAAGGACGAAAAGGUUCUGCAGGAACUGAUGUCGCCGUAUUUCCCCAAAGGCAGUCGACCUCAGAUAAUUGUGUGCAGGUUUACAGACCGCGUUCACAAACUUCAAGGCCGGGGAGUCCGUCAUCCCGAGUUUCCUUCCGUCCUGGACGCCCUCAAUAUCGAGAACCCGGUGGUCACAAACUGCCUGAUUGAUAUGAGAAGCAUUGAGUGCAUUCUGAUUAUCAAAGAAAAAGCUUGUGCAAGGAAAGUCAUGCAGGGGUCAAGACCACCGAAAAAUUGUCGCGAGGCCUUCACCGCCGAUGGCGAUCAGGUGUACAGCCAUCGCUAUUACACUCCUGAAAAUGAAGUUCUGGUCAAGUAUCUUGGUGGGGAUCCCGAGGCGGAAAUCCGGGCGGUGGAGUCAGAGGUGGAGAACAAUAAGGCUCAGCUCUCUAGAUUUCAGCUUCACUUGAGUUCAGUAAAGGAAGACAUUCAAUUGAUGGAGGGGAGGCUGCGUAGUGUCGUCAUGGCCUGCAAAAAGAACCAGGAAAAUAUAAUCAAGGUUAAAGCUUCAAUAUCAGAACUGGAGAACAUCGAAGAACCUCAGACUGAGGACAUCAGCUCUCUGGAGGAAGAGGCACAAGAGAACGAGCAGAAGAUGGAAUCACAGAGGGGAAAUGUGACGGAAGCACAGACCGAAUUCGAGAAACACGAGCGAUUGCUCAUGAACAUUAAUCAGCAAUAUAAAGGUGUGAAAAAUAAAAUGGAACAUCUGUCAGAUGAGAUAGAACAGCUAAAGGAGGAGCAGGUGAAAGCCGACGGUGAGGAGACUAAACUGGAUCAAACCAUGCAGAUCUUAACGAAAAGACUAAAGAGCCACCAGGACAAUAUCCAGGCGAUGAGAGCUGAACUGUCUCUCAAAGAGGAAGACACUCGGGUAUUCACAGAUUCACAUUUGUCCAUCAUACUGCACUGUAUCCUACUUAGCUUGACGUUAGAAGCCAAAGCCAAAGAAAUCUGUUCUGAGCGUCAGAAGAUUAAUCGGAGUGCGAAAAGCAUCGAUGCUGAGAUUACACGGCUGCGACAGAAGAUCAGCACUCAUGAAAGAAAUCACGGCGACAAGGAACAGGUCGUUCGGGAGUACGCAGAGGCUCACAGUAAUUACAAAAUCAAAUCCAACCAGCUGAGGGAUCUGAAGAAGUUUAUUGAUCGUCUGGACAACAUCAUGACCGACCGACAGGCUCGAUACAAAAUAUUGAGACGAUCACUUUCCGUGAGAUGUAAGUUGUAUUUCAACAACUUCAUGAUAAAGUUGCAGUGUUGUGGCUCCAUGAUGUUUGACCACAACAAUGAAACGCUGUCCAUUUCGGUGAAGCCUCCGGGACGGGAAAAUGACACCGUGAGUGACAUGCGGUCUCUUUCAGGUGGAGAGCGCUCCUUCUCCACCGUCUGCUUCCUUCUGUCUCUUUGGGAAAUCACAGAGUCACCCUUUAGAUGCCUCGAUGAAUUUGACGUAUAUAUGGACAUGCAUAAUCGACGUAUUUCAAUGGACCUGCUCCUGGAGCUCUCCGAACGUCAGCAGCUCAGACAGUUUGUCUUCAUCACACCUCAGAGCACCAGCAAUCUGCCUAGAAGUGCCCAUAUCAAAAUCCACCAACUUCAGGAUCCAGAAAGAGGCACAGAGGAGGAGAAUGGGCAUUAGGUACAGAGAGACUGAUGUGAGAAAUGUGCUGCCCUUAUGUUUGUUUUAUUUAUGUUUUAUUUAUAUCGAAGUUUGGUGUUUUUUGUUAAUAGCAUUUAUGUGCAAAACAUGUGCCUUUUGUUUUAUGUCUGUGUGAAUACAAUGCAUAUUACUGUUUCUGCGAACCAUUUUCUGUUGAUCUCUUCCUUUGGGAAAAACAGAAAGCGGUUGUGUUUUUAACUGUCAACACCUGUUCAUGAGUUCAUAUAUUUGUCAGUUGAUACCUGCAUCCUUUUUGUAAACCACAAUGCUGAGUUAAAGUAACUGUUCCGUUUGUA
Triplophysa dalaica is the source of this 3924-nucleotide messenger RNA. It is a transcript of the gene smc6, whose product is annotated as structural maintenance of chromosomes 6. The record is from RefSeq and is a predicted model, not a curated record. Gene Ontology annotation, molecular function: damaged DNA binding; single-stranded DNA binding; ATP hydrolysis activity. Gene Ontology annotation, biological process: double-strand break repair via homologous recombination. Bases 293 to 3607 code for a protein of 1104 amino acids. The transcript is spliced from 27 exons. Gene Ontology annotation, cellular component: Smc5-Smc6 complex; site of double-strand break; nucleus. NCBI's taxonomy places the organism in Eukaryota, Metazoa, Chordata, Actinopteri, Cypriniformes, Nemacheilidae.